UGUUCGGAUUUAUGCAACAGACGCAAAGGAGAAAAUUUUCAGAAUAUUUCAUUUCUUCCUCCUUGUUGCGCAGAUAAAGGUCUCUAGGGUACCAUUGUGAAUCGGGGGUAAUUUGAAAUUUUUUAAAGCAACAUCGGAAUAGAAUUAAAGCAGUAUCAAUCAAUCAAUCAGCAAGGCCUUUCCCGCUUGGAACUCUCUGAAAUACCCCGGAUAUUUGUAUAAAAAAGACAUCAUACUUUUUUGAUAUAUGCCGCACCUGUGCUUGAGUAAAGAAUAAUUAGUUGAACUAAAUAUUACAGGUGUAGAGUUGGUAGUGGAGCUCCCAGCUGUAGUUUAACUAUCAUGCUUCAUAUAUUCGGAGGAUUGAAGGAUUUUAUAAAUCCUAGUUCAGGGGAUGAUAAACCAGUGGUGGAAGGAUUUGUGGCCAAACUUCAUUAUAGGGUUACAGGCCUAGUACUGCUUGUAUGCUGUCUACUUGUAACUGCUAUAGAGUAUAUAGGACUGGGAACACAUAUAGACUGCAUACAAGAUGGAUUACCAGAUAACUGGCCGAUACCAAGUCAUGUGAUGAACACCUACUGCUUCAUAACAUCAACAUUUAUCCUACCCCGUCAUCUGGAGGGACCAGUCGGAGUAGGGGGUAAACUGUAUCCUGGAGUAGGGGUGGAGCAGGUUGGAGAGGAUAGAGAAUAUAAAUCAUAUUAUCAGUGGGUUCCAUUCGUAUUGUUCCUACAGUGCUGUAUGUUUUAUGUUCCUCAUAUGCUCUUCAAAACUUGGGAAUCCGGGAAAGUGAACGGAAUUAUUUCCGGUCUUCAUCAAUCAGAGGCAUUAGUACAGGAGGAGGAGAGAAUAACAAGGCACAAAGCCUUGGCUACAUAUUUUGUGAAGAGUUUGAACACUCACAACAUCUGGGCCUUGAAGCUGUACCUGGCAGACCUCCUGCUUCUUGUCAACGUGAUCUUCAACAUCUACUUCAUCGACUUCUUCCUGGACGGAGAGUUUUCUACUUACGGUUUUCAGGUGGCUUCUUUUGUUGACUCUGACCCUAUGGUUAGAACAGACCCUAUGACCCGCGUGUUCCCUCGCAUGACAAAAUGCAUUUAUAAAAAGUUUGGAAGCUCCGGGACAAUACAAACCCAUGAUGCUUUGUGCCUGCUUCCAAUCAACGUGAUCAACGAGAAGAUCUACGUGUUCCUCUGGUUCUGGUUGAUUGCUCUGGCGACGUUGACCGCAAUAUCCAUCCUGAUCCAUACUGCACAGAUACUCAUACCAGCUCUUGUAUCUACAUGGAUCAAGAAGAAAGCAAGGAAAAGAGCUGGAAUUCAGCAGAGUAUGAAUAGUAUCAGUAAGGAGUUAGAACUAGGGGAUUGGAAGCUGCUGAAUGUGUUAUCCUACAAUAUGGCUCCUAUUGUACUGGGGGAGUUUAUUACUGAACUAGCUGCACAGGUUGCUGCCCAGCGUGAAAAACUUGAGGAUACGUUAGAACCUAGUGAUAGUAAUGAAAACGUGAGGAAACCUCUGCUAACCCCCAUAUAAGCAGAAUACUAAUAUAACUUAACUCUACUUAAACUCCUCUGCACCCUAUAUGAUAAUGAUAUUACUAUGAAAAUAUGGAAAAAAGAACUGACCUCUUUCCUCAAACUCUAAUUUUAAAAUCGCCAUAUCUUUGCAAAGUUCAGCUACCUUAGUCAAGUCCCUAUUUGACCUAAUAAACAUAAAGGAACUGAGUUUCGCCACACAUUUUUUAACCCCUAUCUCUGGAACUAGUUGGCCUUUGAUAUUCCAAACUAUGAAUUCUGCAAUUAGAUUGAAGGUUUAAAAUAUCAAAGAUGUACAAUGUACACCAUAUGGUUCUGUUGAUAUAAGGAUUAGAAAAUUUAAGUUUGUGUCCAAAACUCAGUCCACUUUUCGCUUUUACUCUUUUAGAUUUUUUUCGGCGAAUGCGUUUUCAAUAAAAAAUUUCAAAAAACCAAGUUUUAAGAUUGAUGAAUUAUAAACCAAAACGUGAUCGAAUUCAAAAUGAAGAAACCGAAAUUAUUA
Molecule: messenger RNA, 2040 nt
Organism: Eurytemora carolleeae
Lineage: Eukaryota; Metazoa; Arthropoda; Copepoda; Calanoida; Temoridae
Product: innexin inx2
Exons: 9
Coding region: 343-1536 (397 amino acids)
Biological process (GO): phototransduction
Cellular component (GO): gap junction; plasma membrane
Molecular function (GO): gap junction channel activity
Source: RefSeq, a predicted model, not a curated record